Messenger RNA from Trichomonas vaginalis G3, 1932 nucleotides. Its product is annotated as nuclear chaperone required for maturation and nuclear export of pre-60s ribosome subunits. The record is from RefSeq and is a predicted model, not a curated record. The transcript has a single exon. NCBI's taxonomy places the organism in Eukaryota, Parabasalia, Trichomonadida, Trichomonadidae. Bases 1 to 1932 code for a protein of 643 amino acids.
AUGAGGAAAUACAUGAAAGAAGACUAUGAAAAUUUGAUUGCAAAGGCCACAUCAAAGAAAUACGACAUUCGAGAUUUCACUCAAUUUGAAACCAAUGACAAAAUAAUAUCAUAUACUGAUGAAUUUCCAGCUCAAGGUCUUUUCUUGAUUCGGAAUCCAGACUUUUAUAAACUUCUUGACGGAUCAAAUAAAGUAUUGACAUAUAGUAUGUUCAUGAUCAGAGUUGUUUCUUCUUUCAAACAAAUCGUUUUCGAAACAGAUAAGUUCACAAGUGAAAUGAAAGAAUCUGUCAACAAUUCAAUUCAAAAUUUGUUGUCAGUUAAAGAAAACAAGAAGUCAAUCAUUGUUUCAUUGUCUUUGUCAAAUCCACCAUAUUGUUUCAAGGAAUUCUUCACAUGUUUGUUGCAUGACUCCAUUAUACAAGCAGCAACAUAUACAUCACAUGAUCAUUAUGUCAGACAAGCCAACUUGUUUAUUGGAGAUUACUUAUCUUUCUGCUUGGAAAAAUACAGUCCUUUGACAAAAGAAAAAUGGGAUUCAUUUAUUUGUGGACAGACAAGCUAUCUAUUGGAUCCAAUUGGAGAAUAUAUUAGAUAUGUUCAUGAUCAUCUCAAAGAUAAGCGUAAAAUAUUUUCGGAAAUGAAAAUUAAAUGCGAUGAAGAUAUUAAAGAAAAAGAAAACCAAAUCAAAAAAUCACUUCUACAACUUGAAAAGGCAAUGAAAAUUGAUGAUCCAUUGAAAUACAGAAAUCAGUUUGAACAAGAUAGUUCUUCAAAAGAAAUUGUUGAAGAUGAAACCUCAGUAAUUUUUGUUUCAAACCAGACAGAAUAUACAUUCAAUGAUCUUUCAGAAUUUAUCAAAAACAAACAGUCAGAUAAACCAUAUUUAGAAAAAUUUAGAAACAAAUUUAACAAUCCUCAAUACAAGAAAAAUCCAGAUAUUACGGCAUCUAAUACUAAAGAUCAAUUAGAGAAGCUCGAAAUGAAAAUCCAAGAAUAUGAUAGAUGUAUCAAAAAUCUUCAAGAAGUUCGCCAAAAAAUUGAUAAUUUUCCAUUUAAGGAAUUCAAUCCUCCUGAAAAUAAAAACAAUAAACCAACCCUAGAUUCUAAUAAGGCUAAUAUUAAAAUUGACUUCACUAAGGCUGAUAAUUCAGCGUUUAACAUGGCAGCUGUUAAUGUUGAUAAAGAAAAUGCUAUUCCAACAUUCAGUUCCAUCAAAGCUGAUGUUCCUUGCAUAUUAAGAGGCAUCCAAACAACUCCAAUUUGUAUUCCUGUUUAUGUUUUUGGAAAUGCUUCAAAAGUUAACAUCGAAUUUCAUCCAACAUCACAAGAAACACCAACUCCAACUUAUGAAAUGAAGGAUGCACAAAUUAAUUUAAUCUUCCCAAUAAAUGACAUAAUACAAGAUAUGACUUUCACGGGAAUAAUGAACAUCAACACUAAAAAGAUUGAGUAUGAAGUCAAGGCUCAUUUCAUUGACUCUGUUGUUUUCCUUGAUUCUCGUGGAAACAAGUUUAUCAAUCACAGGGAUGAAAUUGCUUUUGAAAAAGAUUUUAUCGCAAAAGAUAAUAUCAAUAUUAUCCCAGAAAUUCCAGGAGAAGAAAAUCCAAAACAAAAAAUUUUGGUCGAAAAUGUCAAAUGUCAGUUACCAGAAUCUCCAAUACAAUUGAAAGAUAAUGACAAAACAAUUGUUUUUCAAAAGUUUUCUAAAAAUGUUUUGAUCGAUGGUAUUACUUUCCACGUGUAUCACACUCCAUUGGAAAAUUCACAAGUCAAAAUCAAUACUCCAAUUAAUUUGCAUGAUAGAAAAGUUUUCUUUAAUUCAUUAUAUCCACCAUAUAAAACAAUAUCAGAAAAAAAUGAAUUAGAGAUUGGAUACACGUAUAAUAAAUACUGUUUCCUUGUUUCAUUCUUCAUGAAACAAAACUAUUAA